Molecule: messenger RNA, 4482 nt
Organism: Saccharomycodes ludwigii
Lineage: Eukaryota; Fungi; Ascomycota; Saccharomycetes; Saccharomycodales; Saccharomycodaceae
Gene: GDE1
Product: glycerophosphocholine phosphodiesterase
Exons: 1
Coding region: 1-4482 (1493 amino acids)
Biological process (GO): glycerophospholipid catabolic process
Molecular function (GO): glycerophosphocholine phosphodiesterase activity; protein binding
Source: RefSeq, a predicted model, not a curated record
AUGAAAUUUGGCAAAACUUUCCCCAAUCAUCAGGUACCUGAGUGGUCUGAAUAUUAUGUAGAUUAUAAGCAUUUAAAAAAACUGAUUAAGCAAAUAGUUAGUGCCCAAAAAGAUAUAAUUAAAAGUUUUAUCAGGGAAAAUUCUGAAAAAUUAGCCAAUAAUGAGAUCACUAUGAUUGAUAAUAUCGACACUUUAAAUAGUGACAAAAUUAGAAAACUUUUGGCUCAGUUUUUCUUUAUAUUAGACAAAGAUUUAGAAAAAAUUGAUACUUUUUACACCGAUCAUUUCAGCGAAUAUGACAGGAGAAUGCGUAGAUUAUUAUCCAGUGUUCAAGUCACUUCUUUAUAUACAUUACCAUCAUCUUUUAGCAUUGAUAAUAAUGAAAAGGGUAAUAACAGCAGUGUUAGUAUUGGCGGUAUCAAUAACACCAAUAAUCGUAAUUCACGUCAAUUAGCAUCUCGUUAUAUGCAAAAAACUAUGCCAACCAACAAUAAUAGCGUUACAGCCAUUAAAAGACUAGAGGAAGAUAAUUUAGAGGACUGGGAUGAGCUUUUCAACAUUUUAAUUGAUUUAAGAACUUAUUUUCGUAAUUUAAAGUGGUAUGGUGAAUUAAAUAAAAGAGCAUUUGCCAAAAUUUUAAAGAAAUUAGACAAGAAAUGUGGUACUAAUCAACAACAGAUUUAUUUGAAUGCAAGAGUUUACCCCCUAGACUUUUGUAAUGAUGAUGAAGUUUUUGUUAAUUUGAAUACCAUUAAUGAAUUAUUAGAUAUUGUAUCACCCAAGUUACAUAAGCAAAAUAGAUCAUCCAACUCGUCACAAAAUUCGACUGAUGUGGAGAAUAAAGAAUUUGUCAAAGAAUAUGAAAAAGAAUAUGACGUUUUAAUGGAGUUGAUUAAGAAAGACGAUUCGGCCGGUUUAAUGAACGAAUUGAUUUAUACCUAUAGGUCGGUGGUCUUGAUCCCAACGCGGAUUUUAAUAAAUUUAUUAAAUAAAUGCGCGUUAAACCAAUCUUACAAAUGUAUUGACGAUAUUUUGGAAGUUAUUCCAACGUUAGGUGACCCAAAUGAUAUUAACAAACGCAAUUUUUUCCACCAUCAUAUUAUUGCUUUGGGUAAAAAUUAUAACACUCAGAACAAGCCGAUCACGAAAAUUAACAAUGGGAAUACUGAAGAAAUUACCAAUGGUUUAAAUACGUUACUAUUAUCCAGUAUUGACAGUGGAAUUGAACCCGCCUUUCCACCGGAUAAUAAAUUAAUUGGUGCGUUUGGUCCUGAUGGCAUCAAUUCUAACGAUUCACCAUCAUCUUUAAAACAUAUUUUAUCCAAGUUACCGGCCCACUUAAGGCCAUCCUUACUAAAAAAGGAUAAUUAUAAAAGAACACCGUUACAUUAUUCUGCUCAGUAUGGGUUGGUUGAGGUUACCAGGAUUAUUAUUGAAAAAUUAAAAGACUGGGAUGUUUGGAAUCCUAGUAUUCCAAUUGAUGAUAUCGAAAUUUGGGGAGAUUCAGAAAAAUUGACACCACUACACUUAGCUGUUAUUGGAACGCAUCCUGUUACUCUAAAAGUUUUGUGCAAGUUUAUGAAUCCAGAUGUACGCCUAAAUUCCCCGAAAUUAUUACAUUUGGCUACCAAAUUGAAUUCUCCUGAACUAAUUGAUAGUUUAUUAUCCUUGAAAGUUAAAGGUUUCUAUUUGGAUUAUCAAGAUGUUGAAACUAAAGAAACUGCACUAUAUGUGGCUGCCAAAUUAAACUUGUUAAAUGCUGCCAAAUGCUUGAUUAAACAUGGCGCAAACACUGAAAUUCGUGAACGCUUAUUUGGUUGGACUCCGAUUUUUGCUAGUUGUACUGAGGGUUACAAAGAAAUGUGUGAAUUGUUAGUUAAUGAGGGACAUUGUGAAAUCGAAAUUUUUGACGAGAGUGGUUGGACACCAAUGGAACAUGCUGCUUUGAGGGGACAUUUGGAAAUCACUGAUUUGCUAGAAGUGAAAGAUCCAAUUGUUACAAAUCCUGUGAUCACAAACGAGGUCAGAGAAAAGUCUAUGUCACCCCUGAGUGGGAUUGGCAAUGGCAUCACUACUGCUGCAUUCUUAAUAGAAAACAAUUUUUCUAAUCAAGUUAAAAGUAGUAACAAUGAUAUUGCCAGCACUAGCACUAGCACUAGUAGUUUUUAUCAAAAUUCCAGCACACCAGAUGUUUCUUCAUCAGUGACAAAAAUUAGCACACCAGCUAACUUGAGAAAACAAAAGCCAACUAAAAAGUAUUUAAUGGAGGAAACAAGCGUUGUUAAUAAUACCAGCAACCAUGUGAAUAUUAACAUUGAACAACCACAUCCGCAUGUUAUGAAAGCUCUCGAUACUGAAACUGUCGACACUGGUAAUAACAUUGUUAUUGAUGAGGAAUCAAAUGCCCAUAUCAAUCCAGUUACAUUAAAUGCGAUUAAAUCAUUUGGUCAUGAUUACUUGAAACCAACAGAAUCCUUUAUCUCAAUAACUUUAGGCACUAAUGAUACCAGAACACAGACUCCAGCAGUGUCAUUGAAUAAAGUUCCUAUUUCCAGAAUUUCAUCCACUGGAUUAGAUACUGCCUUAUCUUUAUGUAUAUCCUGUAGGGAUUCGCUCAAAGAAACACCGGUUGUGCUAGACUUGCCUUUAGAUGAAACUGUCAAUGCAGUUAAUUUUAAAAUUCCUUAUAAAGAAAAUAUGAAUCAUGUUAUUUAUUUUGAUUUGGUCCCGACAUAUGGUUAUCAACAGCAAGAGGAAUAUAAUGAUUAUUAUAUGGGCGAUAGCCAUAAUAUGAAUGGAACUAGUACUUUAAACAAUGAUAAUUAUUAUAAUAUUGAAUGUGAUCAUGUUAUGAAUAAGUUCAACAAUGAACAUGAUGAUGGGUUUUGCAACAUUAAUAAUAACAGCAUCGAUUCCAGGCCAUUUAUGUAUAGAAAUGGAUCUUCUCAUUCAAUAUCUAGCGUUCAUUCCAAUGCUUCCAGUGGUAACGGACACAGAUAUCCUUAUAGUAUCAAUAAUAUUAAUUAUCAACUAAAGAAGAAAAACAAACAAAAAUUAAAUAGAAAUCACAACAAGAGACCAUUCAAUAGUACUAUGUUGGGGCGUGCAGUCGCAUUGCUAGAUACGGCUAGAACAAAAGUUGGCGACCACAGAAGAUCAUUACAAGAUACAAUUACAGUUCCAAUCAUAAGUUCAGAAACUAUGGAAGUGCUAGGUACUAUACAAUUUGAAUUUAUUUUAAUUAAACCUUUUAUUACAGGAAAUUUAGGAUUUAUCGACUCUAACAAAAAAUGGUCUACUAAUGAUACUUAUUGGAAAUCUUUAGUGUCAACACGAGUGAUCGGACAUAGAGGGUUAGGAAAGAAUAAUGCUAGUAGGAAGUCUUUACAAUUAGGGGAAAACACUGUUGAAAGUUUUAUUGCUGCGGCCUCUUUAGGGGCCUCCUAUGUUGAAUUUGAUGUUCAAUUGACCAAGGAUCAUGUUCCUGUUGUCUAUCAUGAUUUUUUGGUUGCUGAAUCUGGUGUUGAUAUUCCCAUGCAUGAAUUAACUUUGGAACAAUUCUUAGAUUUAAAUAACAUGGAUGGUACUGACAAGCAUACAGUUAAGAGUUCAUUGGAUGAGCAUAAAUAUAUGCCUGCUUUGGCUACAAAUGCUGUGAAUAACGCAAGUUCCAAUAAUGGCAACAAUAAUAAUAGCAGCAGCAGCAGCAUCAGUAGCAUUAAUAACAAUAAUAACAACCACAAAAACAUGGAGAAUAAUAGUAGUGCUAGCCGUAGAAGACGUAGUGUUGAUGAUUCUGAUAUACAUAAAAAAACAAAUCACCAAAUCGAACAAUUGGCAGGUUUUAGAGAAAGAAGAAUGAGGUUAACUAAAACAUAUAAAGAGAAGAAUUUUAAAGGGAAUUUUAGGGGAAGUUCAAUUGCUAGUUCUUUUGUUACCUUAAAGGAAUUAUUCCACAAAAUUCCAUCGAAUGUGGGUUUUAAUAUUGAAUGUAAAUAUCCGAUGUCUGAUGAGGCAGACAAAGAGGAAAUCGGACAAAUAGCGGUUGAUAUGAAUUUCUGGUGUGAUACUGUGCUAUCAGUGAUUUAUGAAAAUAUUGGUAAAGAUCGUGAUGUUAUAUUUUCAAGUUUUUCUCCUGAUAUUUGUUUGAUGUUAAGUCUAAAACAACCCAAUUUCCCUAUUUUGUAUUUGACGGAAGCGGGUACUACCAUAAUGGCAGACGCAAGAGCUGUGUCAUUACAAAGCGCAAUUAGGUUUGCCAGGACGUGGAACUUGUUGGGUAUUGUAAGCGCUGCAAAACCCAUUGUUAAAGCUCCCAGGUUGGCACAUGUGGUUAAAAGUAGUGGGUUAGUUUGCGUUACAUAUGGAGUUGAAAACAAUGAUCCUGCAACAGCAAGGAAGGAAAUGGAUGCAGGUGUUGAUGCGGUGAUUGUCGACAGCGUUCUAGCCGUUAGAAAAGAAUUAACAAGGAAUAACAAAUGA